Molecule: messenger RNA, 2495 nt
Organism: Trichobilharzia regenti
Lineage: Eukaryota; Metazoa; Platyhelminthes; Trematoda; Strigeidida; Schistosomatidae
Source: the annotation of a GenBank genome assembly
CGUGAAUAAUGUUGAGAUUCAAAACAGAAUUGCAUCACUUUGCAUGCUUUGAUUUAAUUUAACGUGAACAAAGUCAAAUGGUAUAUAUCUAUAUAUACGAACCAACGUGAAUGUUUUCGAAGACGCAUAAACCAGAAGCCAAGAGUUACUUCAGAUUUCAAUAUAUAUCAUGAUGAUUAAGAGACAGGAAACACAGAACCCAAUUUCCACCAACUUCGUUUCGGUGAGUGUAGCAUGAUUUAUUGAAUACGCUAUUUUACUCUUAGUUCUUUAUCAAUAUAGCGCUUAUGGUGUCAGUCACUGUUGGUUUAGUCGUCCUGUUUACUAAUGUAUCAACCAUAUCUGAUUUUUUUAAAGGACACGUCAAUCUUGUGUAUAUUAUGAUGUCAGUCACCACCAUUCUAUUACUUCUACUUGCAUUCGUGAGAGGAAUUCGAUCGAAUGAUUACGCUGUUCGAAUACUACUUUGGAUUGUGGUUAUAUUGUGGUCUGUGAUCUUUGCUUCUGCGUUCUUACCAAUCGGGUGGAAAUAUGUUUUGAUAGCUUUAGCUGUGACAAUAAUUUUUACUGUUUGGGUUGUCUUGGUGGCCAUGAAACUGCCUCCAUUGAGUAAAAAGGGGUUCAUCAUAUUUUUGGCAAUAUCAGACGUGCUUGGGGUUUCAGCUAUAGUUGUAAGGAUAUGUUAUUCCUUGAUCACUCAACCAGAAGUUAAAUCGAUAAUCUACAUAUUGCUGGGAGUUCCAGUCGCGUUAUUUAUACUCUCCGUGAUGUUUAUUUGUGUCAAUACUCGAAGGUGGAUGAUGCGGUGGUUUCCCGUCAACUCCAUGGAUUUUAUUCUUGCCUUCGUCAUUUGGUGUCACAUGAUAAGCUUAUUCGCACAAAUUUAUCCCAGACUAACAUUAUAAGUAGCUCAAGACACAUGAAGGCAUUUGAAAAAGAAAUACUGAUUUGUGGAAUGGCUGUCGAAUUGUUCUCGUUGACAAUGCAUCAUCAUUUUUUUAAUUUGCCGAAAAUUCCAUUUAUUCAUAGCUGAGUUUGCUUUCGAUUUCACUUGUGUUGACGUCUUUCGUACAGUGAAUAAGGUAAUUUUUGUAAAUAUUAAAUCCGCAAAUACAAAGUUUUCUAUAGUUUGGUUUGUAAGGGUUAGUUAUCAUCUACGAAUCGGUACCUAUUUCUGAUUGUUUUUCACAUGUUUGUACAGUGAAUUGAUGCAUAUUUCAAAAUUUCUUCUGAAGAAACAACCAAAAUUUAAUUUAUAAUUCUCAGCACAACAAACGUUCUGGUAGUUUGUAAAUAUGAUUCCAUGGUAAAAGUGUGCAGUUUGAAUUCACACCUUGAGAAGUAUCAUUCAAAUUACAUUCUCGUACGUUAAGAAAAAAGCUUAAACGUCUUAGUCGAUCCGCAUUCUCAAUAAACUAAGCUCGAGAGUGAGGUGCAUUGUGUAUAGGAGUGGCAUGUUUAUUAUAGUAAUAAUAUGUGUUAACUUGUGUGAGAAAUCAAUUUCAGUUACUGAUGAAGAGCGUCAAAUGACUCAUUUAUAGUCUUUAGUGUUAAGUCAGUCAAAGGAUGUUUUCAGCGGAAUUACUGUGAGGAAAUUUAGCGCCAUAUCAUAUGGAGUGAGAUUAAGUGAUAGUGUGGUUGUGUGACAGACAAUGUGUUACAAUGGAGUACUACUCUCACAUAUUCCCACAGUUCCAUGCAGCAUUAGCAACAGAAAACGAUAUAUCUGUUUGAAAAUUCUGUUCGUUGCUAGAGUACAAAUAUUAUUACCACAUUUCAGAAGUACGUCAGCGACAGAAUACUAUGUGUGCAUUUGAACAUCCUAUUUCAUAUCGUUUAGUGUAAGCCAAAAUCACAUGCUCAAUGAUUGGUUAGAUAAUAUAAACUAUAUAUAUGUAUAUAUGUAUAUGAAAAUAUGCCUUGGCUUCCGUGUCUUUCCGUCCGUACACACAAUAGAAGAGACUUGAAAUCCAUUUGUCUUCAUACUUACAACUUUUACUUUAUGAGCACACUUUCAAUCGUUUAAUAUGAAGUGAAUGAGAUGGCAAUUUAGAAUAACGGGCAACUUAGCGAACAAAUGUUUACUUUUCAAUCUGACUUUCAUCUUUACUCCAAUAUAUACUGACUUUUCAAAACAUACAAACAGUUUACCAGUCUAUUUGAAAUAUGCCUUUCAACAACAAUUAGUCAGUAUUAACAUGUGAAAGGAAGGAUAAUUAACGAAGGAAAUGAAUACAAACAAUAAACGUGGAGAAAUCGUUACUACGACUGAAUUUUAUAGUGCAUAAUUUCGAGAAAAAUGAAGAAAUGAUAGAGUGAUUGAUUUGGUUGCGUGAUACAUACAUACAUACAUACAUACACUUUAAAGCUACCUGAUGGAAACACAUAAAGGCGUCUAUAUUUUCUGCAGCGAACAGUGUGUGUUGAAUAAUGCAAUCGCUUCCAUAAUUUGUAGAGAGUGGAAGUUUAUAUCUAAAUGGAUUAAUCGCAUAAAC